CUCUUUCAGCUCAAUUACAAGUCCAUAGCAAACGACGGUGAAAGGAAAACUAAAUUCAAUACAAGGACUAUUUGGUGUCACAUGAUUUAAGUCCACUCUCAAUAUGUUAUAUUUCCUACUGACUCAUGGUGUCGCUAUUCACCAUCAAUUGAGUCCAACAAAUACAACUAUUGACGCGAGCAGAAGGUUAUAAAGCUUGGACAUAGUUCUACAGCGGUAUCUAAGUCGAAUGAUCUUUUCGUCUCUUCGAAUACAUCAAUUUCUUAAGAGCGUCGUUGGCAGUCUCGAAACAGUAGUUAUAUGGUACAUUAUUCUGUUUUACAAUGGAACAGAGUCGGUUGGAUCUUUGUGUCUUUUUAUUUUUAUGGUUUGGACUGCAUUUCGUUCAUUGCGACCUGAGCUAUUCUGUAAAAGAGGAGAUGAAGCGUGGAUCUGUUAUUGGAAAUAUCGCAAUGGAUCUGGGAUUUGAAGUCGGAACAUUAUCUAUUCGGAAGGCUCGUAUUAAAACGGUGGGAAGGGAACGAACGUAUUGUGAUGUCAAUCUUAGAAGCGGGGAGCUCAUCGUUUCAGAAAGAAUCGACAGAGAGGAACAAUGCGGAGAAAUAGCUUCGUGUGUUCUGAAUUUCGAGCUGCUUUUGGAAUCUCCAUUAGAAUUACACCAUAUAUCACUACAGAUACAAGACAUAAACGACAAUGCACCGAGUUUCCCGACGGAUUUUAUCAAGCUGGAAAUCAGUGAAUCUGCCGUCAAGGGAGCUCGGUAUCGCGUUAAUGCGGCUCAUGAUGAAGAUAUAGGCCCAAACGCUGUUCAGAGUUACAGUCUUAAAAGGAAUAACCACUUUGUUUUCAAUAUUCAAACGACAAGUGCUGGCAGUAAAUAUGGCGAAUUGAUUCUCGACAAGGAGUUGGACAGAGAGGAGCGGAAGGAAAUAAAAAUAUUGUUAACGGCUUUAGACGGUGGCUCUCCUCAGAGAUCAGGUACUCUAACCAUAGACGUCACUGUGUUGGACGCGAAUGAUAACGCCCCAGUGUUUAGUCAGGCCGUAUAUGAGGCCAGUCUGCCUGAGAACUCUCCGUUGAAGUCCCUCAUUGUCACUGUAAGCGCAAUGGACGCUGACGACGGUGUCAAUGGAGAAGUAACGUAUGGACUUGGCCGGAUAUCUGAUAAAUCAAGGAAGUUGUUUUCCCUUGACCGACAGUCGGGAGAAAUAUUCGUUGCAGGUGACAUUGACUUCGAAGAUGGAACUAGAUAUGAAAUGUUUGUUGAGGCUAGAGACAGUUAUGGUCUCUCUUCAGAUACAAAAGUAAUAAUAAGAAUAACUGAUGUGAAUGACAACUCACCAGCAAUAUCUUUAAUAUCGUUGACCAAUCCCAUACCAGAAGACGUGUCACCUGGUACAGAGGUGGGACUUAUAAACGUGCAGGAUAGAGAUUUUGGGAGGAAUCAAAAAGUUCGUUGCGCUAUUCAGCAAACCGUUCCUUUUAAACUUAUUCCUUCAAUUAAAAACUAUUAUUCUUUGGUAACAACAGAGAAACUAGACAGGGAACUAGUGUCUGAAUACAACAUUACAAUAUCCUCCACAGAUGAGGGCUCUCCUCCUCUGUCGUCAGUUAAGGUUGUUCACAUCUCAAUAGCUGACGUCAACGACAACCCACCUGUGUUUGAGGAACAGUCGUAUAGCAGCCAUGUCCGUGAGAACAACAAACCGGGCCACAGCCUGUGUUCUGUUAAGGCCCAUGACCCAGACUGGAGACAAAACGGUACAGUGAUCUAUUCUCUUUUACCCGGUGAAGUCAACGGUGCUCCAGUCUCCUCUUAUCUAUCUGUUAACGGGGAUACCGGAUUGGUCCAAAGUGUCAGGUCAUUUGAUUAUGAACAGUUUAGGAGUUUUAAAGUCUACGUAAUGGCACGAGACAACGGUUCUCCUCCACUCCGCAGCAACGUGACUGUGAGUGUCUUCAUAACGGAUGUAAAUGACAACACUCCUCAGAUACUUUACCCCCCUCCAGAGGGAAACUCCUUCAUGACUGAACUGGUACCCAAAGCUGCACAAGGAGGCUCUCUGGUUUCCAAGGUGAUAGCAGUUGAUGGGGACUCUGGACAGAACGCCUGGCUGUCCUAUCAGAUCAUUAAGUCCACUGAUCCAGGACUUUUCAAAAUCGAUCUGCACAGUGGGGAGAUCAGGACCCAGCGAGACAUUUCUGAUUCUGACAACAUGAAACAGAACAUUGUAGUCGCUGUAAAGGAUAACGGACAGCCCUCCCUCUCUGCUACAUGUUCCAUGUUUUUACUGAUUUCUGAUAACUUGGCUGAAGUACCAGAACUGAAGGACAUGGCUUAUGAAGAUAGCAGUUCUAAAUUAACAUCUUAUCUGAUCAUUGCGCUGGUAUCCGUCUCCACCUUUUUCCUGACUUUCAUUAUUAUCAUUCUGGGAUUGAGGUUUUGUCGGAGGAGAAAGCCCAGACUGUUAUUUGAUGGAGCGGUUGCUAUUCCAAGCUCUUAUCUCCCUCCAAACUACGCAGAUGUGGACGGCACUGGAACUUUACGCAGCACAUAUAAUUAUGAUGCGUAUUUAACCACUGGAUCUAGAACAAGUGACUUUAAAUUUGUCACAUCUUACAAUGACAACACACUGCCUGCUGACCAGACCCUGAGAAAAAAUCCAACAGACUUUGAAGAAGUGUUUGGAGACCUUGAUGUUUCCCCUGAGGUAAAUAGAUAACAUGUUUAACUCCUCUUAUGUUUCCACUAAGAAAUGUGCUCCGUCAGCUUCUCUCCAUUGCAUCUCAUAUUGGGAGCUCUCUUUGGCAGUCAACAUUGUAUAAUGCAUCGUUUUUACAACGAUUUCGUCUUUGCACAAAUGGUGAAUAUUCUUGAUUUGUAUACUUAAUAUUGUCACAAUUAAAUUGAGUACAGUUGUUUAUUUCGAUUUUGCAUUCAAAAUAUUAGGCCUUAAUAUGAUGAACAUAAUUGUGGUACGACACACGUUUUUUUGCUGAAGAACCAGUUAUGGAUGUAACAACCCAUUCUUUCUUUCUGUGCUGUACGAUGUGCAGCACCUUAAUUGGGUAUGUGGUAGAAUUUCUGUUUUUCUUCCCCCUAUUACUUUCUCUGUGCCCAGUCAGUCACCACUAGUCCCACUUGGUUGUUGAGUUUUUGGAGGAUCCAGCAUCUACUGCAGAGUUUCCUGUGUUAUCCGAGGAUUUUAUUAUUAUAACAAUGUGUGUUAGCUGCUCCAACCAAUCACUCACAGUUAUACUAUCUGGAGGACUGACUGAGGUGUGGAACGACCUGUAUGCUGAGCCCUGUCUGAUGGAUCUCUCUAGCUGUUACUACUGACCGAUCGCGUGCUAUGUCGCUGUCCAUUGUGCUUGGAUGUCCUUUCUGCACUGUUUAACGUUGUAAUGCCUUCAUAAAUACUAUACCAUGUCAUUUAUAUUAUUCAUGCCUAAUUGUAAUAAUUUCCACUUAAUUCGUUUUAUUGUUGAACAAAGCCUUUAUGGUUUCAAUUUCAGCUCAAUUACAAGUCCAGAAAUUACGACGGUGAAAGGGAAACUAUAUUCAAUAGCAGGCCUCUUUGGUGUUACAUGAUUAACGUCCACUCUGAAUAUGUUAAACUUCCUACUGACUCAUGGUGUCGCCAUGCACCAGCAAGUGAGUUCAACAGAAUACUAUCGUCUGCAUUUCCACCCACCACGUAUUGACGCGAGCAGAAUGCUACAAAGCUUGGACAUCGCUCACCAGCGGUAUUUGAGUCGAAUGAUCUUUUUGUUCCUUCCAUCAAAUCCCUUCCUUUAGACCGUUGUUGGCAAUCUAGUAACAGUCGUUAGCCUAUAUGGAAUACUGCUCUGUUUUACAAUGAACAGAGUCGAUUGGGUCUUUGCGUCUUUUUAUUUUUUGGACUGCAUUUCGUUCAUGGCGACGUGAGCUAUUUUGUUCAAGAGGAGAUAGAGCGUGGAUCUGUUAUUGGAAAUAUCGCAAAGGAUCUUGGAUUGGAAGUCGGAAUAUUAUCUACUCGUAAGGCUCGUAUUAAAACGGUGGGAAGCGAACGGAGGUAUUGUGAUGUCAAUCGUCGGAGCGGAGAGCUCAUUGUUUCAGAGAGAAUUGACAGAGAGGAAAAACACGGAGAAAAGGCUUCGUGCGUUCUUAGAUGAAGCUGCUUAUGGAAUCUCCUUUGGAAUUACACCGUAUAUCCAGUGGCGGUGGGUCAAAUAGAGGGCGCUCGGGCGCCGCCCCUCCGUGAAAUAUUCACUUGAAUAUGUCUGUCAACUAUUAAUCAACUAUUAUCAAUACGAAAUAAAUCAACAAAAAUACAUAGCGUUUAUCCUUGUUUAAUUGUGUGAUAUACUUGUCACUGCCAGCAACGAUUUAAAUGCGUCUGACCGUCAAUGAUUUGGGCUAGGCUAGUUAUU
Molecule: messenger RNA, 4413 nt
Organism: Gadus morhua (Atlantic cod)
Lineage: Eukaryota; Metazoa; Chordata; Actinopteri; Gadiformes; Gadidae
Product: protocadherin beta-15-like
Exons: 1
Coding region: 324-2723 (799 amino acids)
Biological process (GO): homophilic cell-cell adhesion
Cellular component (GO): plasma membrane
Molecular function (GO): calcium ion binding
Source: RefSeq, a predicted model, not a curated record